Necator americanus (New World hookworm) is the source of this 555-nucleotide messenger RNA. RefSeq lists its product as uncharacterized. The coding region runs from base 1 to 555 and encodes 184 amino acids. The transcript has 3 exons. The record is from RefSeq and is a predicted model, not a curated record. NCBI's taxonomy places the organism in Eukaryota, Metazoa, Nematoda, Chromadorea, Rhabditida, Ancylostomatidae.
AUGCCGCUCUGUCUCACUUUCUUCGAUUUUUGGAAAGCCUUCGAUACAGUUGAGACCGAAGCGGUCAUGGAGGCCUUUGACAUCCAUGGUCUCCCUACACAGUACAUAAAGAGAGGUGUUCGUCAGCGUGACACAAUUUCACCUAAAAUAUUCAGUGCCACUCUCGAGAACGCGUUGCGAGGAUUGGAAUGUGAUAAUAUGGGAGUGGAAGCUGACGGCCGGCAUUUACCCCAUCUUUGUUUCGCUGAUGAGAUCGUACUAAUAACAUCAAGCACCAAUCAGGCGGAACCUAUGCUGGCCAAAUUUGAUGAAACGAGUAGAAGGAUAGGUCUCCAGCUGAACCUGGUCAAGAGGAUGUUCAUGAGGAACGGCAGGGUUUCUGAUGCCUCUUUCACACCCAACAGAAAGAACAUAUCCGAAUGCUCCAGGUCCUCUGUUGGGCAGGAGGAAACUGCGGCUCGAGGAGCACAAAAGAGCAUAGAGAAUAUAGUGAAGAGGACUAAGAACAUCCGGCUCGAUGCUCACCCGUUCAAACCACUGCUCUUCUUGGUUUGA